This is a messenger RNA of Melanotaenia boesemani (Boeseman's rainbowfish), 6352 nucleotides long. RefSeq names its product SMC5-SMC6 complex localization factor 1 (gene slf1). The transcript has 18 exons. Lineage: Eukaryota; Metazoa; Chordata; Actinopteri; Atheriniformes; Melanotaeniidae. Bases 198 to 2369 code for a protein of 723 amino acids. Gene Ontology annotation, biological process: positive regulation of double-strand break repair. Gene Ontology annotation, molecular function: protein binding. The record is from RefSeq and is a predicted model, not a curated record.
UUCACAUUUGUGCCGCGUGAAUUCGCAAAGGCGUCUAAAGCAAAUCUACUUGCCGUUUAUUAACUUUGAUGAGUGUAAUCAUCAUGCAUUUUGGUUCGGGAAGCUGAACAUAUUCUAGGGGGAGUUGCCACGUAGUGGUUUUAACGCUGUUCCUUUUGCUGGAUCUCUGCUCAGUCAGAGUUUUGACGCACCUCGAUAUGGAAAGCCACAAGCAUGUUUUCCAGGUUUCUGGGGUCAAAACCCAAGGUAAGAAGAGACUUUUGGUUCAAGGAAUCCUUCAGCUCGGUGGAAAAUACCUUGGGGGCUCAGUAUACAAGCAUGCCAGCACCCACCUAAUAAUUCCCCAGGUUUUGCCCAGCGAGAAGUUUUUGGCAGCUUGUGCUGCAGGAAAGUGGGUUGUGACUCCGGACUAUGUGUUGGACAGUGUUAAGAAUGGCUCCUGGCUCCCAGAGGGACCUUAUGAAGUGGCAAUUUCUACAAAAUCCUCAGGUGCCUUUUACCCUGUCAGACAGUGGCGGGAAAAGGUGGUCAAUGGGAGAAUUAGUGGAGCUUUCCAGGGCUGGAAAGUACUCCUCAUGGUUCAAGAGUCCACCAGAAGAGCCAUGUUCAGACGGUUGUUAAAAGCAGGCAGGGCAGAAGUAUACAACUGUACUCCACCUUCUUACACCUCCAUCACUCAUGUCAUGGCAAAACCUGUUACAGAGAGCUCAAAAUCCCAAAAUGCUCCUUGCUACCCAGUGAGCUACAUUGUUCAGCACCUUUUUGGGAGCAAUCAUGUGGAUUUGAAUUUCAGCAUAACAGAUGAUUAUCAGACAGAGACAAAAGACCGUUUUCUUGACAACUUCUCUAAUUUGGAGACAGAGCUCAAGAGCUAUAUUAUCAAGAAGGAGGGCCGUCCAAGACUGUGCUUCCUUGAAUUUCUGGGUUACCAUGACCCUUAUCGUCCCCAGUCACAGGCAACAGCAACAAACUUCAGCAAUGUCGGUAGUAUGAUAGAGUGCGGCCUCUUUAUUGAAGCCCUGGAGUCAAUCAGAAGCGGAGUGUUCCCGGGCCUGCUGCCACCAGCCACAUACCUGGUCUCCCUCCUAGAAUAUGCACAGCAGGGCAAUGCCACAUCUCUCUUCCUGAGAAAUUUUCAGCAGGUUAUGGAUAACCUGUUCAUUACCAAUCCUCCAUGGCUGGCUUCCAGCACAGUGAAAAAAUAUUACACUCAAGUGUUGCAGUGUCCUCUGUGUAAAAUGGGCAUGUGGCCUUUUCUAGAGACAGCCAUCAGGUACUGCCUGUCUGCUGACGCCACAUGUCACCCACUCCCUGGACCUGCUCUGCCAACACUGAUACAUUUUCAUUCUUACAUCCUUGCACUUUGCCUCAAGCUCUUCCAGGGGGAGCUUCACUCUGUCAGCAGCAGUGACUUUGUGCAGCUCCAGGGGACACAGGUCUCGUCCACAGUGACCUCAGGCUCGUUGAUGUAUGGAACCUUCUGGACUGUGUGGGAGCGAUCCACUCUGUUGUCCCAUGCUGUGAAACAACUAGCUCAGCUCUUAUUACAAGCUGCCAUGAAGGACUGUGCUGAGGGGAAAGAGAAGCAGAAGCUGCAUUUGGCUGACACUCUGCUGGACCUGCUGUCCGUGUUGGUGGAGUUCUGGUGUCAGAAGCACUUCAAACUGAACCAAAGCCUGGUGGAAAAAGGCCUCAAAGACCUAUCAGAGCACAUUGCUGUUACUAGUCAGGAUUUAUCUCCAGCUGUUUUGGUAGAGCUGGUUUCCAGUGUCCGCUCUACCAGACUGAAGCUGGUGAUGGCAGAUGCCAUAUUCAGGAAUCUGUGCUGCAGAAAUGGAUUUACUGUGGGAGUUGAGCCUCUGUCCCUAAAGAAAAUUGUGCUCUCUUACCUGCCUGUUUUGGGGAAUUUAGCUCAGAUUCCCAGUACAUACCACAGGACUGGACCCACCUCACACAGCUGCAAUAGGGAAGGGACCAACUGCAGAACUCAGAACUCCUUGGUGAAUGAAACAAACUCAGAGAAAGACAACACCCUCAGAGGCUUGAACAGAGUCAACGCAGCAGGAGAGACCCUCCUCCACAGAGCUUGCAAGAGGAACCAAGUGGAAACAGUGCUUCAGAUACUGGCGCUUCCUGGCUCAGACAUCAAUGUUAAAGACCAUGCAGGUUGGACACCUCUGCAUGAAGCAUGCAAUCAUGGCAGCUCUGAGUGUGUGAAAGCUUUGCUUCAUCACCACCCCGCCCCUGCCCUCACAAACCAGGUGGGUGGAGUGAGUCCUCUGCAUGAUGCCCUGCUAAACGGUCACAUGGAUAUUGCCAAAAUGCUUCUGGAACAUGCAGGCAGCAAGGGGGAACGAGAAAAAGAGUGAGGAUGUUUACCAUGCUGUGGAACUGCCUGCUUCCCAGCUUGUCUGCCUCAGCCCCAGCCUCAGACCAGAGACAGAGAGAAAGAGACAUAGGGGGAGGGAGUACCGCAUCUUUCUUUCCUUCACUCCCUCCCUUCCUCUUUUUGCGCCAAUUUUUCCCUUCCUCCACUCUUGCUUUUAUAUUUCUUGUCUUCGCCUGCCCUCUAAAGGCCAAAGGGCUUUGCGCUCUGUAUGUAAAUGCUUGUGUGUGUAUGUGUGGGAGCCAGACUGCAUCUGGCUGGUGCAUCACACAGUGGCUUCUGCUCACCAUGUGAAUUCCCUCCCUCUGCUGUACCUUCAGAGCUUAGGUCUUAGCAGGGUAUUUUUGCAUUCAUGCACAUGUGUGCACACACACACGCGCGCAAAGGAUGGUGUAAUUACCCUAUGCUCUCAUGUAAUCCCCAAGGUGUUGUAUUUAUCUCCACUGCAGCAUAUCUGACACCCAGCUCCAAAACCUGGAUUCACUUAAGUCACAGCCCCUGCACCAAAAACCCAGGUUGAAGCCUCAUAACACUGUGUGCAUUUAUAUGUUUGUUACAUUAUGAAAAGUACAUAUUAUUUCUUUGUCAUCUGUUGUGUUUAAAUAUGCAGCUGAACAUUGAAUUUGACCAUUGACAUAUGUGCAGGAGUGUUUGAACAUUAGUAUGGGCUUCAUAUCUCCUGAUGUUUGAGGGAGCAACUGCUGUUCUUGUUCUGUGGGUUUACCAUGCAAGUAUUAAAAAAAGAGGAGGAAAAGAAAAGUUUUCGGAAAAACAAAAAGACACAAGCUGAUGCUUAAUGUGAAUAAAAGAGAGACAGUAAGGCAGGUAAAUAUGCAAAUGUGACAAACUGCAUACUGUGCACACCAACAGUCCGUUAGCUUUCAGGCAGACAGAUCUACAAUCAAACACGUAGCCUUGCAGGCUUUCAGGCAAGCCGAGCCCAGGGCCGUGCUGCAGGGGCCCCCUCCUCCACGCACCAGUGUCAUCCCUCUGAUUGGAGCCUGUCUGUCAGCUGAGUUUGACAUGAUGACGGCGGGGAACACUGGGAAACGGUGCUGCUCAUUCUUGCAUUUCUUUAUCUCAUGUUGGUGAUGUGCAUCUUCUUUGGGGAGACAGAGCUGUUUUUGAGACAUGACAGACAGGAGGACAUAAAAUCUGGAGCAGAUUGAUCUUUUUUGAUUUCUGAAUUUUUAGUCACAGUUGAUUUUUCAGCAGGACGUACUGAACGGCUCUUUUUUUUUCUGCGACUUAAUAAAGUGCAAGAGGAUUUCUGUUGUUUAACAGUGCAGCUGAUUUAGAAUAUGACUAGGGUGUAACUUCCUUAUGUCAGAUUAUCCUUUCUGUCCAUCUUUAAUGUUAACUAAUUUUGUGUUUCAUGCACAUAUUUCAGCAGUUUGAAUUUUGCUCAUCAUUAUAGCCAGUUUAAGAAGAGUUCCACUCUAUUCUUUGUUAAAAAAAAAGGUAUUAAAUAGUAGUAAAAACUAAACCUUGUCCACUUUAGACUAAACAAACCCCACAUUUUCACUUAAGCUUAAUCUAAUACUGGUCUUUUCCAAAAGCAAGCAUAGAACAGGACCUUUUUCGAGCUUGUCCAAAAGGUACAGUGAUGAAUCCAUUCUUCUGCAGGCAUUGUGUUACUUGUGGCCAUGUGUCUGCAUGAGGUUCUAGAGAAAUCCACAUUCUCAGCAACCUACUAUAACUUUCCACAAUGUGUCAUGCACAGGUUGCUCGCUUUUACUCACCACAACCACACCUACUGAGUGACAGCUUGUUAUAGAAACCUGGUGAUUGUGGCCUACUGUGAACAACCUCCCUCACAUAUACCGCAUUGCUCCAUCGUACUCCCCUCCACCUUUCUCUUAUGGGCACUUUGAUCAAAUCCGCACUUACUUGACUGCUGCCCCUGAUGCCUGACCCCUACAUUCAAAAUGUCCCUGCUUAUGUAAAAGUUUAUGUAGAUUAAUGCCACAAUUUAUGCAGAUUGAGUUUUUGCCACUCAGACUUGAAGCACUAAAAAGUAGAAGAGAGCUGACCUUCCCACUAACAGCUACAUGAGCUCUCACCGAUUAUCUCGUAACUGCUACAAGCAGCGUUAUACAGCGGCAGACAGACACAGAGAGCAAUUUCUGAAUUCUGAAAGUUUCAUUUUUAAACAUUUUUUUCUUGUUUCAAAAUAGUGUAAUUUGAAAUGAGGCUGUCUUUUUUUGUCAAAAAUUGCAUCUUGGAGGCCUUGUAAGUAUGCUUUAUGUCAUCAUGUAACACACAAACAUAAAAUUGUCCCUCCUUUAAUACAUCAUGUUUCUACAGCCCCACAGUGUCUGUCAAAAGGAAAAACAACUGCCAGCAUUGGUAUCAAGCAGCCUUUCAGCUGUCUGUGUGUCAUGCAGAGCCUCCACAGAGCAGUAAACUCGCUCAUAAGUGGCAGCAGCAUUGCCAAGGUUGAACAGUCAAGUGCCAUCAAGAGCAGUUUGCCAUAGAAAUGGGUAUAUCUGAAAGCAAACAAAGGGCUCACUCUUGACUCGACCCGCUCCACGUAAGCUAAAUGUGCACGGGCCUGUCUGACACUGGAAAAUGGCUUUCAGCCUGAACAGAGAGUAGAGAGACAAGACAGUAAAUGUCACCAUUAUAACUUUGCUGGCUUCGUACAAGGAGAACGGGGGGAAAAAGUGUUACAUUCAGUGACUGUCAUGUUUGGUUUGAUUGUAGUGAAGCAGGGCUGAAAGGGUAAAGCCAAGGUUGGUGGAGAUGUUUUAAAUUCAUAGAGUUGAAACUCCAAGGCUGUGUGUUUGUCACACAUUCAAAAAUUAUUUGAAUUAAUCUGUUACUUUGCCAUUAUAUCCUCACAAACCGCUGUCUCCAUGGAGCCCAAACUCACGACACAGCAAUUUUCUGAUGCCAUAGUUGAAGUCUGUUGCGAGUCAGAAGCCUGCGGUAUCCUCUAGUGUCACUGUUGAUGGCGAUGAGCUCACUUACAGCAGUGCAUCAGAACAGCGGAGCCUCCAUCAGUGGACUAACCCUCUGUGCCUUUUACACAAACACAAAGUGACCCGCCAGUCACAGAGCUAAGGCGAGGUGUCAGCUGAAGUUAGUGCUGAAGUGAGCUAAUAGCCCCGUCUGGCACUAAGGGCCAGUGGGAAAACAGCUGUUCAUUUAAACCAUCCACUUCACACACUUUGGGUGAGAAUUUUUCUCAGCAUCUGUGUGUAUUGUAUAGUGUAUGCAUUUGUGUGUUUGUGCCAUUUAUUUCUUUUACUGUGUCCUGCCAUUGACCCGUGUCAUGUUUCUUCUGCCUUAUUUGAUAAUGAUGCUGCAGUCGAAUGUAGCCUUUUGGUUGCGCGUCAGUUUAGCCCGUGUUAUGGUGUUAACACUGAUUCUUCAGCUGGCUGUUGACAUUACACUCAUUAACCUCAAGUUUCAGGUCACUCUCCUACUUCAAAAUCUACAAAUUUGAUAAUUUUCUACCACACUGUACCUUGCUAAAGAACAAGUGGAUAUUACUUCCAAGAUUUAUAUUUUAUUGUAUUUCUAUAUAAAUAUAUUUAUACAUUGUAUUUUCACAUAUGUACUCACAGACAUUGCCACUUAGCAAUGGCACAUUUGACUCCGGUCUAUGUACAAUAUUGACGGUAUCUGACUAUUUUCUGACUUUUAGAACAAAAUACUCUUUGUUCAGAAGUACCAGAAAUAAUUGCGCCUAAAUAUUUGCUGUGAACAUUAUUUUGUAGAUCACUUCCUCCUUUUGAGUAUUUUUGAUUUAUGCAAAUAUCAUUUUUAAUGCUGUAAUGUGACUGUGAAAAUGGGGAAUAUAGCAGAAUAUUUUUGAUGUGUUACAAAUGUCUAUAAUAAGGAAAAACUAAAUGUUGAACACCUCUGUUUCCACCAGGCUCAGUUCUACUCCAACAGACUGAUGGAGAAGGACGGGUCCCACUGGAUCUGAUCUUUUCACCAGGUCAGAGGGAGGAGCUC